UGAGAAUGCCGGACAUUCGUCCGCUUUCAUUUUAGACAGAUGAAAAGUUGCAAUUUUCCUCAAUAUUUUUAUUUGUUUAUCAUUGCUGGUUGGAACGAUCCAUUAUUAUUUCAUUAACGUUCAAGACUCUGUUUAUUGUAAAUUGUAAAAAAGUUUAAUUAAUAGUGAGGCACAAUGAUCUUGUCGAGAUUACCUCAUUUCAAUGAUUUUUCACUUGAGAUUUUUCGUGUCGACGUAUUAAGUUUUGUUUUCGUAAUUUUUUUAAAGUAAAAGAUCGCAUGAUUAAUUGGGAUAAUUAUUGGUCAUGUGUGACCACUGAUUUGAAUCGGGACGAAAACGAGGGAAAAUCAAGGUGAUCCCAUCGAUUUUACCACAAGCCGGCGAUGAAUUAGUGAAUAGUGCCUUGAAAAAAUCGUUGGGACUACAGGACUGUUCCAUUUUUCGUCGAAAUUGUUCAUGUGGGGUAGAAAAAAAUAUGAAAAAAUUAUUUUCACCACUUGAAAAGUUUGUUAACAACUCCUAGACCAUGAAUAUCACGAGAAUAAUCAAUGUAAACGGUGGAAAUUCAUGACUUCGUGCGGUUCAGUGCGCGAGGGAGGGAAAUAGCGAGGAAUCAGAUGACAAUUUUUAUCCCCAUUAUCGUGAUUAAACGUCAUCCAGUAUUUAUUAGUCUACGUGCCAUUUGUGUUAUUUGAGGUAGUCGUAUCGCAACAGAAUGAAAUUUGUUGAACGUUUGAGGAUAUGGUUGGUGGCAGUGAUGCCCCCAUCAGAGGAGGAAAGCCUCUGGCUUGUAGGAAAAAGCGACGGUGCCAUCUCCCAAUCGGGAAGCGGUGGUCGUCCAGCCAGGCCCGGGGACAAAUCACAAAUUAAAAAGGUCUUAUACACCGAGGAAAUGACUAACCAGAGCAACGACACCACCACAGCUAGUGCAGCUGCAGGUGCACCAGCAGCAGCCGCUGGUACUGUUAGUGCAACCUCCACUGAUCCCGCUGAGCAUGAUCUCAUUGACUCCAGGGAUGAUGCCAAUUUACUAGCCCAAUUCCACGAGGAUGCGAUCAAACAGGCAGGGGUUGGUUACUUCCAAAUUCUCGCAGCAUUCUGCGCGGGUCUAGCCCUAGCAGCUGACACAGUAGAGCUCUUCGUGGUGCCCUACAUCCUCCCAAGCGCGGAGGUGGAGCUCUGCAUCGAGGACAACGAGAAAGAUUGGCUAUCGAAGAUAACCCUAGUGGGUUCAGCCCUUGGUGGAAUAGGAUGGGGAGGUCUGGGGGAUCGCCUAGGUCGUCGUCGUGCAUUAUUAUCUGCGAUGUCAGUGCACGUUCUCUUCAUCGGCGUAGCCACUUUCAUGCCGACCUACGGCACUUUCAUGACGGCGAGAUUCUGCUCGGCGAUUGCAGUCGGUGGAGCGGUGCCCCUGGCGUUUGCCUACGUCGCCGAGUGUUGUCCGAGGUCCUCUCGAGGCCGAUGGACCGGUAUCCUGGUGGCUGCUGCCUCUCUUGGAGGUGUCUACGCAGCGCUCCUAGCGUGGGCAGUUGUCCCAACCACUGGAGAAAUGGUGGUGCUGGAGAAUAAGGAGCAUUUCAGUGCUUGGCACAAGUUCCUCCUGUUCUGCUGUCUCCCCGCCGUGUGCUCCGUUAUCGGCCUGGUCUUCCUCCCGGAGAGUCCACGGUAUCUCGUCGAGGCCGGACACGAUGUAGAAGCCAUGAUGGUCUACCAGCGCAUCUACAAGCGCAACAAUGCACGUAAGGCCCUCUCUGGUACACAGUACCAGCUCUCGGAGUUGGAACUGCCGAGCAAGAGGCCUCGAGGCUUAGCACCUCCCUCACCCUCAGCCAACACCAGUGUUCUCAACGAUAUCAUGUACUCUAUCGAGAUGUUCUGGAAUUCCUUCCUUCAGCUGUUCUCAGGCCCCUACAUCAAGAUCACGGUGAUGCUUUUCAUAAUCUGGUGCGCCGUGGCCUUCGGUCUCUACGGCCUCAUGGUGUGGUGCCCGGAGUACCUCAAGCGCAUUCGUACCACUGAGUAUGAGGCCCAAACCGAGAGAUUUUCCAACGAGGAGUUCGUUGGUACCACUUUUACAGAAUCACUCGAAAAUCGGAGAUACAGGGACUCGAGAUUCAUCAACUGCAAAUUCAACAAAAUUGUUCUCAGUCACGUGGACUUUGACAAUUGCACGUUUCAGUCUGUCGAGUUCACAAGUAUCAAGAGCUCGAAGACCCACUUUACGGACUCGGUGAUCUUCGACUCCAAGUUCAUUGAUACGGACUUAUCGAAGGGGUCGUUUGUCAAUUGCAAACUGAUUAAUAAUACGGAUCUCAGUCUUGUUGGCAGCUGUCCCACCCUUGAUUUGGAUUAUAAUAUUUAUAUUGAAGAGGCACUACACGGUCAUCUGGUGGCAGAACUAGCUUUUGUACCGGCAGCUAUUCUAGCAGGAUUAGCAUUGGGAUUUGUUCAGGGGCCCAAAAUCAUUGGAUUAUCUCUGUUCUUAUCAUCUGGAGGCGCUCUCUGUCUGACGCUAGUGAGCAACAACAGUUCAGCCGUUCUGGGCUUCGAGGGGGGUUUUAUGGCAGUUUCAGCGAUAGCUUGGACAUCUCUGGGCCUCAUAACAAUUGAGAGCUUUCCAACUCACUUGAGAUGCACGGGUUUUGGUCUCAUGGCAGCUGGCAUAAGGAUAUCUGGACUCAUCGGCACCGCUGUCUAUCAGACACUCGUCGGGGCACCUCUCAUUGCACCUGCACUGCUCACAGCUAUUGCACUGUUUAUUGCUAGUAUCACGACCUUUAAAUUACCAAAUACACACACGGUUUUCUUGUAAAUCGGUAAGACAUGCUUUUUUCUAUAUUAUUUUCGGAUUAAACACAACUUCGGAUUUUUCGUACUGAGAGAAAGAUAAAAAAGGAUGAAUUUUACGUCGAAUUACAUAAUUUGAUCGGAAAAUUACGCGAAACUUCAGUAAAAAUUAUCGAUACACCCACAUAUCACUCCAGAAUAACAAAAUAACUUACGUAAUUUUUACUGAUUUUUUUCUGCGUAUUAUUGCAGGAAAGAAUCAAGUUGAAGAAUUGGAGAAAAUAGACUUUAAAGUCAUCAAUUAAUCUUUUAUUCAUCCUCUGUGAAUAAUAAAAAUAUUGGAAUGCCAACAGAUGUCUUUCGCUCAGCGAGGAAUUGAUGAAGUUGUGAAGCGCACAGGCUGUGGGAAAAUAACGAUAAAUCAGGGGUGAAGUGGUUAAAUAGUCUCAUAUAUUGAAGAUAGUUUGGAGAAUUUUUAUCUCUAGACACGAUUUUUCCAAUUGACCCCUGAUAUCGUGACUGACAUCAUAAAAAUUACUCAAUGAAAUCGCUUGCUUCUGUUACUGCAGUGAAAUCAGUGAAACACUUCAUUCGAUAACGUACGCAUAAUAAUACGAAUAUCAAUAUAUAAAUAUUUUAGUACAGAGAGUGAAUUAACCAAUUAAAGUCAAUUUUUCCGAGGAGAUCCAAGUGCAUCAGUGGAUUCAUAUCAAAUUACGACGUUAAAUUUGUAAUAAUAUUUUUUUUACUCGAGACAAUCUCUUUGAGACGUUUUUAUCCAUAUCCCUGACAAUGGAGAAACAUUUAUACAGCAGUGUUGAUUCAUAAAAGUUAUUGAAAAAAAAAUAAGCACGGAUCUCUGAAUGAGUGGGAGUGAUGAAUUUUUAAGGUGAAAGUUGACUCAAUUUCGUGUAAAAUAUUGACGAAAAUGGCAAGAAAAUAGCGAUUUAAAUAGAGGCAAUGUGGAUUUAAUAAUUUGUAUCCAUUUAAUAUCCACCGUAUGCCUCACUCCAUACGUUAAAAAUAAUUCUAGCUUAUUACCUUCGGUUUAAUAAUUAAUUUUAGGAAUAAAUGCAGUACUUCCGCUUUCAUUUGAAGACAAUAGGCUGCGUAAUUAGACGUAAUAAAUUUUAUAAUUAUUUUCUUCGCGAUGAAGUGUGUGAAGACCGUUGUGGUAGCUGUUAUGACGUGAUUAUGCAAUUUUUUAACUGAGAAAUUACUAUCGAGAGGGGAGGUAGGACUAGCCGGAAAUUGUACCCUCCGAGAUACUUUGAUUAACUCCAACAGUUGCCGAGAUUUUCACUUUAAUUUCUCGAUGCAGAUAUAUUUCCCAUGAUCUUGUCAACUCGCGGGAUCAAAUGGUCUUGAUUGUGGGUUUUUUGAUGGAGAAUUUUUCUGGCUGACAAACGGAAAUAUUUUCAUUGUGUUUUUUUUAUAAUACUCAUCUGCUGCAUCUGUUUUUCCGACUUUUAUGGGAGCGGAUCGCGUCAAAUUAGUAGGCAAAAAAGUCGAUAAUAAAACAAAUCAAAUUAAAUAAAUGAUAAUAUGGAAUUGUACAUUUGUGAUUAAUUAAAUAAUAUUGAUUUUCGUAAAAUUAAUUGCAUUUUGAAGACAGCGGCAUUUAUGACGUCUGAUUUUAAAGUUUUUUGUGCUCCCGUGAGCA
Messenger RNA from Diachasmimorpha longicaudata, 4450 nucleotides. Its product is annotated as synaptic vesicle glycoprotein 2B-like. Gene Ontology annotation, molecular function: transmembrane transporter activity. The record is from RefSeq and is a predicted model, not a curated record. Lineage: Eukaryota; Metazoa; Arthropoda; Insecta; Hymenoptera; Braconidae. The coding region runs from base 716 to 2812 and encodes 698 amino acids. Gene Ontology annotation, biological process: transmembrane transport. Gene Ontology annotation, cellular component: membrane. The transcript is spliced from 4 exons.